Molecule: messenger RNA, 1418 nt
Organism: Penaeus chinensis
Lineage: Eukaryota; Metazoa; Arthropoda; Malacostraca; Decapoda; Penaeidae
Product: cell division protein ZipA-like
Exons: 3
Coding region: 17-556 (179 amino acids)
Source: RefSeq, a predicted model, not a curated record
AAGAAACACUUCCAGAAUGAGAACCUUGGUUUUGCUAUGCUUGGUGGCCGCCGCUUGGGCACAGUUCGAGGCAGGAUUCGUCAAGAUCCUGCAAGACAAGCGCUAUCAAGAGGGCAGCACCUUCGGGAACUUCCGUGAUCAGGAGGACGGCAUUAAGUACUUCGAGGAGACCGACGCCCAUGGAGUGAGGCGCGGCUACUGGGAAUACCCUUCUGAUGGCGGCCAGAUCCUCCGCACCGAGUUCGAAGCUGGCCCCGGCAUCGGCUUCAGGAUAACCAAUUCCAACCACCACGCCCCCACCCCCGUCGCCCAACCCCAGCCGCAGUUCCAGCCAGCGCCCCAACCCGCUCCCCAGCCUCUCCCCGCGCCUCCCCCUCGCCCCGUGCUGCGCCAGCCCGUCCACCACAACCCCGUCCACCACAACCCCGUCCACGUCCCGACCUUCAACCCCAUCACCACCACCACCCCAGGACCUCAGAACCUCUUCGACUACCCCGCCAACCUCGAAUUCUCCCGCCAGGGUUUGGGCCAUCGCUUCAAGUUCACCGCCGCGUAAGAGGAGCCUGAAGACCCAACACUCCUUCCUUUGUUUCCAGUUCUUCAUCCUCUGAGACUUUCUCUUCCUUCCCCUUUAUCUAAAUUCCUACUACAGUUCCGAUCUUAGCUACCUCAGACUCGCUCGUCUCGGUCUUCCUUCCUACCACCUCCUCUUCGUAAUCCCCACUUCUCUUCGCGUCUCUCUCGCCUCCAUUUCACCCAAGCAUCCCAAGGGAAGAGACUACGCUCCGUCGAAGUCCCUUACGCCUCCUCAUUCUGCCUCCGCCCACGCAAGACCAGCGAACGUGAGAUUGUAAACCGCGUGUCUGCGUCGCCUCAUCUUCGUCGCUCAGUUGUCUGCCAAAUCAUAUUUCACUUCGUGCUACAACUCUACUGGCUGCUUUUUCUCAGAGACAAAUGCGUUAAUUAAAGGGUUUAUGUAACGUAUUUAGGAAUUUGGGGGUAAGUCUUAUAUUUUGUAAAUUAUUAGUGAUUUUUAAUACAGUUGGUGGUAUACACUAAAGAUUAAUACUUUUGACGAUUUUAAAUAAGUAAAUUACAAUUUUCGAAGAAAAAAAAAUGCUUUGGAAUGAAUCAAGUCAUUUGUAAAAAUAGCAAUUCAUAUAUCUAAUACGAAUCUAAUGAAAUUGAUGAAGAACUCGCAGCUCGUAAGUAAAGUUGUAGCCGAGGUAAAAUUAUCAAGAAAUGAAAAACAAUAUGGGAGAAGAUGAUCAAGGUGUUGCAUUGCUUGUUAGCUGGUUGCCUUAUGUUGAUUUUCUGUUCGUUCCGCAACAGUAGUUCGACAAUUACUGGAUGUUUUUCAGUAAGUUCUUUGUAUAUUUUUGUAUAAAAAAAGAUGUUUUAAUAAACUAUAAAGAUUA